This is a messenger RNA of Zootermopsis nevadensis, 683 nucleotides long. RefSeq names its product coiled-coil domain-containing protein 12. Gene Ontology annotation, cellular component: U2-type spliceosomal complex; post-mRNA release spliceosomal complex. The record is from RefSeq and is a predicted model, not a curated record. NCBI's taxonomy places the organism in Eukaryota, Metazoa, Arthropoda, Insecta, Blattodea, Termopsidae.
CAUUGUAUCGAUUCUGCGUGUGUUCACACAAAAUUGUUUGCAUUCCCGGCAUGUUGGUAUUACCUGUGCCUGGCACUGACUCUGUGUGAGGUCUGUGACUUUCCAAUAUGGCUUCCGAGAAAAACAUUGGUUGUAUGGAAGACGAGGCACUGAAACGCAAGGAAAGGUUAAAGGCACUGAAACGAAAGCAUGAUGAGACUGAUAAAGAAGGGGAUAAGUCAGAAUAUGUCAGUACGGAGGGCCUUGCUAGUUUACCAAGGCCAAAGUUCCGCAGUUAUAGACCACAAGAUGUCACCUUGAAAGAAAACAUUUUACCUGUUGCAAAACCAGGUGAUGUUGAAGCUGAAGUAAAGGAUCAGCUGGGAUCUGGUAACGUCAAAGUUGUUAUCGAAGAACUGGAUAUUACCAAUUUGGCACCCCGCAAACCAGACUGGGACCUGAAGCGAGAUGUCGCCAAGAAACUGGAAAGGUUGGAGAGGCGAACUCAAAAAGCGAUUGCCGAACUGAUUCGCGAGAGGCUUAAGGAAGGACAGGAGGAUUUAGUCACGAGCGUUAACAUGGGUGCUAGUGCCAGUCAGAACCUGGAUGUUGACGAAGACUGAUUUAGUUGCUUUUGUGCAUAUUUUGUUAAAGGGCUUUGUGGUUUAGUCUGUCGAUAAUAAAAUUUUCAUGUUGUCACACAA